Messenger RNA from Zea mays, 3871 nucleotides. RefSeq names its product pentatricopeptide repeat-containing protein At4g30825, chloroplastic. Gene Ontology annotation, molecular function: protein binding. The transcript has 2 exons. The coding region runs from base 772 to 3600 and encodes 942 amino acids. The record is from RefSeq and is a predicted model, not a curated record. Lineage: Eukaryota; Viridiplantae; Streptophyta; Magnoliopsida; Poales; Poaceae.
GGAGAUUAACGAAGCUUUUGACAUUCCGUGCUAAACUUUGCAAACACACUUUUCACUUUUCCGUUGGAUCAACUUACCUAGAAAGGCGGGUUCCAACAAUAUAGUAGUUGGUAUAGAGUUGAGAUAUAGAAUAAACAUGACUGCAGAUGAUUGUGGUAUAUGGUAAACAAUUUUGUUGGCAAAGAUGAAAUAUUUUUUUAGAGUUGAAAUUUAGAGUAGUAUGUAUGUGGAUAUCCUAUAUGAGCAGGUUUCUGUAGCGAAUGGAAGAGAUUUGUCCAGCAGCAUUUUCGUUGCCUACCUGGCAUGUGGGUAAUCUGGACCAUCCAUCCCCUAUCGUCUGCCGCACCACCCAAAUCGCAAACCUGUUCAAAGCGCCGGAUAGCAGUCUAGCACGCCACUCCACAGUCCACAGUCGAUCUCCGACGUCACUUUCACGCCUCACGCGGCGGCCGCGUCAUCAAAUCUCAUCGCUCGGCCGCUCUCACAGUCACAGCUGAAUCCUCUCGCAGAGCCACCACGGGAGCUGAAGUCGUCCCCUCCCGCAGUCACCCCCAAGCGAGACCACUCCCACCUCCUCCACUGGCGUCUAGCCGGUGGCUGCUGCUGGUGCGCUACGUCACUGGCUCGGGGGGCUCGGCGCACCUUGUGAUGAAGGGAAGGCGGCAGUCAGUGGUCCGGCGCAUGUACAAGGCGCUCCUGUUCCUCGUCGCCGACCUUGUCCUCGAAUCCGCAGGACUCCUUGGUUGAAACUCAUGCCAUUUGUGAAUCAGAAUGGCUGCUCUGAGGAUUCAAACCUCAGCUGGUCCUCCCGAACUCAGAAGGCGCAAUCUUGCUAGCAACCCAGUCCAUGUGGGGCUGGAUUUGGUCGGGUUUAGUUCCUGGAUGUUGCCGGUGGGUGACCACUGGUGUGCAGGCAGCGCAGCCGUCACAAGCCAUGGUGUUGGAUAUGUUGGUGCUGGGAGGAAGAACUGUCACAGGGCAUGCUUGAAGAAUGGUGUGGUCUGCUCUUUCGACGAUAGUGGUGUCAGGGUGUCUAUGCUGUGUUCAUCUCUUCCAUCUGAAGAUGUAAGUUUCAGCAGCAAAAUGUCAUUAGUUAAUUCAACAGGCUUUGCACAGAAGAAGAAAGGGAGUAAGGUAUGGCGAAGAUCCCAGGGUGGUAAGAAAUUGGUAAGGCAUAGAGCUCCGAAGCAUGGCCUGGGAAAGGACAGACAUGGUCACAGAUCUUCAGUUAAGGAUGAUGAUACCGAUGCAGUUUUGUCUGGUAUAAGCAAGGAGUCCAGCAUUGAAGAGUGCAAUUCUGCUCUGAUCCGUCUUGAGAAGCUCAGCGAUGAGAAGGCUCUUAAGUUCUUUGAGUGGAUGAAGGUUAGUGGCAAGCUAAAGGGAAACACUCAUGCAUAUCACCUAGCUCUUAAAGCCAUUGCCUGGAAGGAGGACUGGAAGAUGGCUGAACUUUUGCUUCAUGAAAUGGUUGCUGAUUCGGACUGCGCAUUGGAUGCUCGAGCAUUUAACGGACUGAUAUAUGUUUGUGCUAAAAGGAGGCUUGAUGCUUGGGCAACAAAGUGGUUUCACAUGAUGCUUGAGAGAGAAGUGCAGCCAAACUUGUCUACCGUUGGUAUGCUUAUGGGCCUUUACCAGAAGACUGGGAAACUAUCUGAAGCUGAAUUCACUUUUGAGAAAAUGAGGAACUGCAAUAUCAAGUGUGUUAAUGCUUACUCAGCCAUGAUUACUUUGUAUACACGUUUAGGCCUUUUUGCCAAGUCUGAGGAUACUAUUAAUCUAAUGAACAAUGAUGGGUUAGUUCCAAACAUGGAAAAUUGGUUGGUGAGGUUGAAUGUCUACUGCCAACAGGGUAAAAUGGAGGAGGCCGAAUUGGUUUUGCAGUCCAUUGUUGACGAAGGAUUCACCCUGAAUGUUAUAGCAUACAAUACUUUAAUUACAGGCUAUGGAAAAAGUUCUGAUAUGCAGAAGGCAAACAAAGUGUUUGAUAGCUUUGGUAGUGCAGGUUUAGCUCCUGAUGAAACAACCUAUAGAUCAAUGGUAGAAGGUUUUGGUAGAGCAAACAUAUAUGAAGAGACAAUUUUGUACUACAGGAAGCUCAAGGGUGCUGGCUUCCGACCAAAUGCAUCCAACUUUUACACUAUGAUCAACCUACUAGCAAGACAUGAUGACAAUGAAACUGCAGCUGAAAUUCUACAGGACAUGAGGGCAGCAGGCUGUCAGUGUUCAUCAAUUGUUACUUUUCUUGUUCGGGCUUAUGGAGCAGUAGGAAGAAUGCAUAAGGUUCUUCCAAUUCUACAAUCUUGUUUCGACAAGAUUUUGCUUGAUGCCACCUCAUGCUCUAUUUUAGUAACAUCGUUGGUUCAAAAUUCUUUACUGGAAGAAGCUUUGUAUAUUCUGCGUGAAAAGAAGUGGAAAGAUUCUGCUUUUGAAGACAACUUAUACCAUAUAUUGAUAUGUUCUUGCAAAGAGGGUGGCAAUUACAAUGAUGCUGUUAGGAUAUACAAUCAGAUGCCUAAGUCUGAAACACAUCCGAAUCCCCGUAUCUCUUGCACUAUGAUUGAUGUUUUCAGCACGAUGGAAAGGUUUGCCGAUGCUGAAACUAUUUUGCUUGAACUGAAGGCUUCAGCUUCUGUACUUGAUAUGAUUGCUUACAGUGUCAUUGUGAGGAUGUACAUUAAAGCACGACGACUAAAGGAUGCUUGUUCAGUUUUGGCAGAAAUGGAGAAACAAAAAGAAAUAAUUCCUGAUAAAUACCUUUUUCUCGACAUGCUUCGGACUUACCAAAAAUGUGGUCUGCUGGAGAAGUUGGCUGAUACAUAUUACUGGAUACGUAAGAGUCAAGUUAAAUGUGAUGAAGCCAUGUAUAACUGCAUUAUUAAUUGCUGUGGGCGGGCUAUACCUGUUGACGAGCUGUCCAGAAUUUUUGACGAAAUGCUUCAACAGGGACACUUAGCAAACACUGUUACCUUCAAUGUGUUGCUAGAUAUAUAUGGAAAAGCCGGGCUUUUUAACAGGGCUGAAAAGGUCUUUAUCAUGGCUCGCAAGCAGGGCCUGGCGGAUAUCAUAUCAUACAAUACGAUUAUUGCUGCAUAUGCAAAAGGCGGCAAUUUUCUGAGUAUGAAUUAUUUUGUCCAAAUGAUGCAGGACGCAGGGUUUCCUGUUUCUCUUGAGGCAUACAACUGCAUGCUGGAUGCUUACGGAAAGGCAGGGCGAUUGGAAGAGUUCGCUUCUGUUUUGCAGAAGAUGAAGAGAGCGAAAUGCAAGUUUGAUCACUACACUUACAAUAUAAUGAUCAAUAUCUAUGGUAGAAGAGGUUGGAUACAAGAUGUUUCGAAUGUUCUUGCGGAGCUAAAGGACCGAGGUGUGGAGCCAGAUCUGUACAGCUACAAUACCUUGAUAAAAGCAUAUGGGAUAGCGAGAAUGCCUGAAGAUGCCGUCAAACUGAUGCAAGAGAUGAGGGUUAAAGGCAUCAGCCCUGAUCGAGUGACAUAUGCUAACCUCAUUGCUGCCCUGCAAAGGAACGAAAAUUUCCUAGAAGCUGUUAAAUGGUCUCUCUGGAUGAAGCAAACAGGAGUUGCAGGGUGUGGAGCACGAACCUGAACUCCUGAAACGUUGGGUUUUGUUUCGAGAUUAUCCAGAUCGGACUGUUGUCUUCAUGUUGCAAUUAAAUACAUACUUUUUUUACUGUAUAGAUGAGUGUAUCUGAUUGUUCUGCAAGUGAUACAGACAUUCAGAAACUUGUACGUUCUUAUACAAAGACGAAUUCAAUCAUGCGGAUAGGAAGUUUUUGUCAUACCUAUCAUACUGUUGUAAAUUUACAAUAACAGUGCACAAUCGAAGUCAAACAAGGCAUACAGCAAUUUGGAAUUCA